Messenger RNA from Gopherus evgoodei (Goodes thornscrub tortoise), 1112 nucleotides. RefSeq names its product thioredoxin like 4A (gene TXNL4A). The record is from RefSeq and is a predicted model, not a curated record. Gene Ontology annotation, biological process: mRNA splicing, via spliceosome. NCBI's taxonomy places the organism in Eukaryota, Metazoa, Chordata, Testudines, Testudinidae. Gene Ontology annotation, cellular component: U4/U6 x U5 tri-snRNP complex; U5 snRNP; spliceosomal complex. The transcript has 4 exons. The coding region runs from base 257 to 685 and encodes 142 amino acids.
AGGGAAGCCCACAAGCAAGAUGGCGAGACUGCUGCUUCCUGUCGUGGCGGUGUUCUGUCCGGACUAUGCAUUGCGUCACUUCUGGCCCCCUCUCCUCGAAUCCUUAGAGUGCUGCGCGUGGGAGCGCGCCUCACUCUGGUCCGCUCAGGGCUAGCGGCGCCGUCGGGGGCCGUUGUGGAGCGUGGUGUCCGCCGCUGCAGCGGCGGCCGUUUCUCUGUGCGCGCGCCCGCGGGAGGUUUUACAUAAAGUUUUUAAAAUGUCGUAUAUGCUUCCUCACUUACACAAUGGCUGGCAAGUAGACCAGGCCAUUCUUUCAGAAGAAGACCGUGUGGUGGUCAUCCGGUUUGGACAUGACUGGGAUCCAACUUGUAUGAAAAUGGAUGAAGUGUUAUAUAGUAUUGCUGAGAAGGUAAAAAAUUUUGCUGUUAUUUAUCUUGUGGAUAUCACAGAAGUACCAGACUUCAACAAGAUGUAUGAGUUGUAUGAUCCCUGUACAGUCAUGUUUUUCUUCAGGAAUAAACACAUCAUGAUUGAUUUAGGUACAGGUAACAACAACAAGAUUAACUGGGCGAUGGAAGACAAGCAAGAGAUGAUCGACAUUAUAGAAACAGUUUAUAGAGGCGCUCGUAAAGGUAGAGGUCUCGUGGUGUCGCCAAAAGACUAUUCUACCAAAUACAGAUAUUGACAUUCUGUGACAUUUAUCCUCUCUUUUAGUCCACCUCCACAUACACAUAAUUAUCCUUUGUAUAUAAAAGUUGAUUUGCCUUUUUUUUUUCAUUUGAAUGUAUUUUGAACUCUUAUUUAAAAACUUUGUAAAAUUUCAUUUGAAAAAAUAAAAGAUGUGAAUUCUGGAACCAUUUCAUUUCAGAAAUGCAAUAGCUGGAUCAUUCCUUUUGAAUUAAAGGACUUUAACUCUGCAAAUGUCAACCUCUCGGUAUAAUAUAUUUUUUUAACACAAUUCUAUUCGAAAAAUAUGUAAAAUAUGACAAGUUGAACAAAUGUACAUGAGAAACCUUUAGUGUAGCCUUUUAAUGGAUAAAAAGUAGUACUAUAUUGUUCUUGCCUUUAGUUUAUUAUCAGUAAUAAUAAAAGUAUUUGCCUUUUAAGAUACA